This is a messenger RNA of Mucor velutinosus, 1599 nucleotides long. RefSeq lists its product as uncharacterized. Gene Ontology annotation, biological process: allantoin catabolic process. Bases 1 to 1599 code for a protein of 532 amino acids. The transcript is spliced from 5 exons. Lineage: Eukaryota; Fungi; Mucoromycota; Mucoromycetes; Mucorales; Mucoraceae. Gene Ontology annotation, molecular function: ureidoglycolate lyase activity; allantoicase activity; ureidoglycolate hydrolase activity. The record is from RefSeq and is a predicted model, not a curated record.
AUGACAAACGCACCUGCUUUCACCAGAAUUACUCAAGAAGAGUUCCAAAAAUCAAAAUUGUCCAAGUCUAUCGAUUUGGCUAGUGCUGCUCUCGGAAGUGCUGUUAUCAAGGUCACUGAUGAAUUCUUUGCUCCUGCUUCCAUGAUGCUUAACCCUGAGCCUGCUCUCUCUUGUCCUGACAAGUUUGUUGAAACCGGUUCCUGGAUGGACGGAUGGGAAUCAAAGCGCCAUAACGAUACCUACGAUUGGUGUAUCAUCAAGCUUGGAUUCGCUGGUGCCAUCAGUGGUUUCGACAUUGACACUAGCUACUUUACUGGUAACCAAGCACCCGCUGCCUCUGUUGAGGGUGCUUACUGCCCCGAAGGUACCGGUUUGGAAGCGGAUCUUGUUUGGACCGAAAUCCUUCCCAAGGUUGAGCUUCCUCCCAGUUGCCACAACUUUUUCCAAUUGGAACAACAAUCUGCUGUCUACACCCAUCUUCGCUUGAACAACUAUCCUGAUGGCGGUAUUGCUCGUUUCCGUGUUUACGGUGAUAUUCAACCUACUUUGCCCAAGGACAAGGACACUGUCAUUGAUUUGGUUUAUGUUGGACAUGGCGGUAGAUCUGUUCAAGUCAGUGAUGAACAUUAUGGUCCUGGCGACUUUUUAGUCUUGCCUGGUCGUGGUAGACAUCAAGGUGAUGGAUGGCAAACAGCUCGCUCUCGUGUUGAGGGUUACUCUGAUUUCGUUGUGCUUCGUUUGGGUGCUGCUGGUCACAUCUUGCAAGCCGAAGUUGAUACUACUCACUUCAAGGGUAACUUCCCUCGUCAAAUCAAGUUAGAAGCUACCAACUCCUCCGAGGUUGUUCCUCCUGCUAAUGCUGAAUGGUUCACUCUUGUUGAGCCCUCUGCUACUGGCCCCAACAGCGUCUUUUACUUUGAUACUGCUCAUACCGACAAGGUCUUUACUCAUGCCAAAAUCUCCAUCAUCCCUGAUGGUGGUUUCAAGCGUCUUCGCCUCUAUGGUGUUGUUGAAGGUGGCAAGAUCCCUCAACUGCCUAUUGUCUCUCCCACCGCUCUUAAGGGUGGCCUUGUUGCCCAGCCUUUGACCUCUGAAGCCUAUGCUCCCUAUGGUGAUGUUAUCCACUCUGAUGCCUCCAACGUAGUUACCAGUGCCAACCAAGGUACUGCUGAAAAGUACCACGGUGUUGCUACCGUCAGCAACUUGUUCCCCAGCGGUAACGGCAAGAUCAACAUGUGUAUCUUCCACUGCCGCCCUACCAACGAACUUCCUUUGACUGUCAAGCUGUUGGAAAGACACCCUUACUCCUCUCAAGCUUUCAUUCCCUUGACUGAUGGUAAGACUCGUGCUUACCUGGUCAUUGUUGCUCUUAACGGUAAGGACGACAAGCCCGACAUGUCUACCUUGAAGGCCUUCAUUGCUACUUCCAAGCAAGGUAUCAACUACCGCCAAGGUGUCUGGCAUCAUCCCAUGGUUGUCUUGGAAAACACCACUGAUUUCGCUUGUAUCGUCCAUGAAAGCGGUGUCCCUGAUGACGACUGUAAUGUAGUCGACGUUGAACAUACUCUUGUUCAUGUCCCUGGUUUCCAAGAGGAAUAA